Fusarium sp. VM40 is the source of this 1920-nucleotide messenger RNA. The record is from the annotation of a GenBank genome assembly. Lineage: Eukaryota; Fungi; Ascomycota; Sordariomycetes; Hypocreales; Nectriaceae.
AUGGCAUCCAUGUCACCACCCAACACCACUUUUGGUCCUUCGGGGCCAUCUUCGAACGGAGGGAGCGAAUCGCCUCAACAGGCGGCGCCUCCCAAGAACGUCGCAUUUGAGCUGAUGUUCCUCGACUCCCCUCAAUACCGUGCGCGCUUGCCCAUGCGAGUGCAAAUAUAUCCCCACGAUACUACAGACUCGAUUGUCACUACCGUGAAGAAUUUUUAUGGUCUGUACUCGGGUCCCGCCGGAUCAAAGGGAGUCAGCUUCGAAGAUCAAAACGGCAAUACUCUUAUCGCUCGCUAUGAGAACUUCAGCAACAACAUGGUUGUCUACGUCAGGGUCAUAGAAGAGCCCCCGGCGAACCCAUCUGCAUAUGCUCCCCAUCCGUUCCAUAACCCUUCUGUUAGCGCCCACACAUAUUACAGCGACAAUGGAUAUCCUGCCCCUCAGGCUCAGCGCCUGGCACAAGAACUAUCUAGGCCCAGCUCUCGAUCAUCGCGGAGGCGAAGCCCUUCUCCCAACACUGUUCGCGGCCGAAGAAGUGCUUCUGCCAGCACAAAUGGAAAGAAGGGUCGUUCACGUUCAUCCAAGACCCGUGUUUCGGCUUCUCGAAGCCACGCCGAACUAUAUAGCGAUAGCAUAAACGGAUACAGCAGCAAUGAUGAUCAAGGCUCGACAUCUGGCAAGAACAAGGACCAACUGCCCACUACCGACAUCAGUGUCGAGAACAUUGUUGAAGGUGGUCGUCGCAAGAGGGCCAAGUUCGAAAGCUCGGAACUGCCAUUGUUCGCACCACCUCAGAUGCCAGCGGCAACCUCGAACCCAUCCGUGUCUCCUACCCGUCGUGCUGAACCCCAUCGCCCCUCUAUGACUUUUGUGCCGUCUCAUCAAAAUCCCUUCACGAAUCCCCCUCGCCCCAUGCCGUCGCCGCAAGCAUAUAGCCAUGGCAUUGCACACCCCAACCUUUACACAACACCAGGACCGGACGCUCGUCGUAACCGAAAUAGCGGCGGAUAUACAAGCAGCGCGAUGGGAAUUCUUCCUACCCCCGACCCCACUGUGGGCAGCUGCAUGUCUGAAGAGGACAAGGAUGUCGCCAUUCAGCUGAUGCGUCUCGGUGACAUGUCCAACAUCUCCCACGGUCGAACUUCUGCAUCUACACUCGAUGACACAUUUAGUGGUAGAGCCGAUAUUGCGUCGUCUACUGGUGCUACCAGUGAUGAAGAGAGCGAGAGCGAGGCUGAACUUCCUCCUCCCCGUCGUCAGAAGCUCGACGUCUCCGGCACUGUCGGCAAUGUCUACCAGACUACCGAGUCACACUUCAUGCCGCCUCCUGAGAGCGCUGAAGUCAGCGGAGAUGAUGCCGACUAUGAGGAUGGCGCUGAUGACUCGCUUCUCUCAAAUGGCAAGACUAAGCCUGCCAAGAUCACAAAGACAACCACCAAACACAAAAGCUCUGGCUCCAUUUCCAAGACAACGUCGACAAAGACUUCCAAAGUCGCUCGCCCCUCCAAUGGCACAAAGGGCAAGAAGUUGCCCCCUGUCCCUAGCGGCCCAAUGUCUCCCGCUUCUAUGCCCCCUUCACGAAAGCAGUCAGUCGCUUCCACUGGACAAACCCCCCUCGUUCCUGGUGAAGAUGACCAGCCUGAUCUGUCCACCAAGCCGCGUUGCCAACGGUGCAGGAAGAGCAAGAAGGGUUGCGAUCGCCAGCGACCUUGUGGUCGCUGCCGUGAUGCUGGCUUAUCAGCCGAUCAAUGCAUUAGUGAGGAUGAGGGCAACGGCCGAAAGGGUCGAUACGGUCGCCACAUGGGAGUGCCUAUCAAGAAGGAUGAGGUCCCCCCCGUUGCCCAACCUGCGCUAUUACCUGCUGCACCUAUUGCCGCCGCAACCAUGACAAUGGACAAGUCCAAGAAGCGUAAGCGGUAG